Molecule: messenger RNA, 3006 nt
Organism: Brassica napus (rape)
Lineage: Eukaryota; Viridiplantae; Streptophyta; Magnoliopsida; Brassicales; Brassicaceae
Product: glucan endo-1,3-beta-glucosidase, acidic isoform-like
Exons: 3
Coding region: 104-1132 (342 amino acids)
Biological process (GO): carbohydrate metabolic process
Cellular component (GO): cell wall; plasma membrane
Molecular function (GO): hydrolase activity, hydrolyzing O-glycosyl compounds
Source: RefSeq, a predicted model, not a curated record
CAUUAAUUAAUGACUGACUUUAAACCCUAGACUCGCACUAUAAAUAAGGUGCAUACUGAUACGUAUAAUAUAAAAAAAAUCCAUAUCUUAACUUUUCUUAUUCAUGAAAAUGUCUGAAUCAAGGAUCUUAUACUUAUCACCAAUGUUGCUGAUUCUUCUCAGCCUUCUAAUGGCUUCCUUCUUGGACACCACGGCUGCACAAAUCGGAGUAUGCUACGGGAGGUUAGGCAAUCCCCGGCCAAAUCCAUCAGACGUUGUGGCUCUUUACAAGCAGCGCAACAUCAAGAGGAUGCGGCUUUACGCUCCAGACGCAGAGGCUCUCAACGCUCUCCGCAACUCCGACAUCGAGCUCAUCCUCGACGUUCCCAAAACAGACCUCGAACGUGUCGCCUCCAGCCAAGCGGAGGCCGACGCGUGGGUCCAAAACAAUGUCAAGAACUACGACGGUGUCAGGUUCCGUUACAUCACGGUCGGAAACGAGGUGAAACCCUCGGAGCCAGCCGGUAGUAUUCUCUUCCAGGCCAUGCAAAACAUCGAUAGCGCGGUUUCUGGAGCAGGCCUCGGGAUCAAGGUGUCGACGGCUAUAGACAUGGGAGCCACCACGGACACGUACCCUCCCUCGCACGGAAGAUUCACGGAUGAGUACAAGAACUUUCUCCAACCGGUGAUAGAUUUCUUGGUAAGCAAGCAAUCUCCUCUGCUUUUGAAUAACUACCCUUACUUCAGCUACAAGGACAACAUGGACUCCAUCCCCCUUGAGUACGCUUUGUUCAAACCGACCCCUGUAGUCAAUGACGACUCAUACUCUUACACAAACCUCUUCGACGCCAAUCUUGACGCGGUCUACGCAGCACUGGAGAAAUCAGGCGGAGGGUCGUUGGAAAUCGUGGUGUCGGAGAGUGGUUGGCCCACGGAGGGAGGACCAGGGACUAGUGUGGAUAAUGCGAUGACUUAUGUUAAUAAUUUGAUACAACAUGUGAAGAGUGGAACUCCGAGAAAGCCAGGGAAAGCUAUAGAGACUUAUAUAUUCGCUAUGUUUGAUGAGAAUCAGAAGGGUCCUCCCGAGCUUGAGAAGUUUUGGGGGAUGUUUCUUCCUAGUCAACAGCCUAAGUAUGAUGUUAAGUUCAACUAAUAUCCUUGAAGAUACUGAGCAAGGGCUAGUGAUACAAUAAAAUGCUUUAAAUCUAUUAUUUGAUGGCCUUUUCUGUACUGGUAUUAAAACGGGGAACGUGUUGUAAUGAUAAGGAAUAAUGAGCCUUAAAUUAUGUUUUACUCCAUCUGUUUCUAUAAUAUAAGGAGAGUGGUUUAAUUUCUACAAUGUAUAUACAUAUAUUAUUUUAGUUCAUAGUAACACAAACGUUUGGACGUAACACAAGCCUAACCAAAGCCACCAUGCAUGCGUGUGUUUUUCGUCGUCCAGAACUGAAAUCGACCCCAAAAAAACUUCCUUUGGCUAUUAGGUAAAUAACAGAACUUUGAAUGAUGAUUAGAGGAAUUAUUAGUAACGAAAGUCAGCUUACCAUUAAUUUAUGAUGGUUAGUUUGUCUAAUGACGUAAGACCACCAUUAACGGUGGUUCUUAAUAAAGGUUUUUGGCAUAAUUUGUAAUUAGAGAAAAAGAAAAAUCAAAAUUAACUGAAGCUUCGGCUCUUAAUUAGAGAGUUGGAGAAGCGCGUCUUAGCAGACACGUGUUAGAACAAUAGAGAGUUUGGUCUCUCCUUUCUCUCUCUGGAGUCCGACGAAAGAAAGGGUCCCUUGAUUUCUCGACGAUUGAUCUCUCCAUCGCUCCGUCGAUUGAUCCUCCACGAUUCAUCACUUCACCUCGGUUCAUCUCCUUGACGAUCCAACACUCCGGCUGUCUCUCUUCGCGUCUCUCUCCGUUGAUUUGAUUGACGAAGAAUCACUCGGUGUCUCUCUCUCUCUCUGUGGCUCUCAUGGAGGAGGUAAAACGGCGUGAUCUCAGUCGGCGUCUUUCCUCGAGGGGAUAAAACGGCGUGAUCUCAGUCGGCGUCUCUCCUCGACGACGAAUCACUUCGUCUCUUUCUCUCGCUCGGCGGCUCUGAUCGAUGAAGAAUCAUCUAAAGCUAAGUUAUUUUUUUUUCAAGUUUGAAUCGUUCAAUUCAUGGAUGGCUUAGAUUGUUUGUUGUGUUGCAUGUUCUGUUGUGGUGGUCCCUGUCUCUAAGAAGUGUUGAAUCGUUCUUGUUCGGGUCAAAAGUUUUCUCAACCUUUUGUUGCGUUUCUCUCUAUCCUUGUUUGUGAUCGUUUUAUGUUAAGGCUAGAGAUGAAAAAUGUCAUGAUUGUUUAAGGCUGUGUACGUUUAAGGCAAGAGUUCUCUGUGACCUUGUGGUUGUAUAUACUGGUGUUAAUGGUGUUGUUCUCUUGAGUUAAUGGUGUUGUUCUCUUGUGGUUGUAUAUACUGUCGUAUGUUGCCUUGCUCUGUGAUGCCUUGUGUUUGUAUAUGAUGUUUAAGACAAAUGUGAUGCCUUGUGAUUGUAUAUAAUGUCGUGUGUUGCCUUGCUCUGUACUUACGUUCUCUCACUGUUUCUAUAGCCAAUGAUCUGAUGCCUUGUCGUGUGUAUCUUUGUCGCCUGUUGCUCAUUAACUGUGUAUGUGUUUGUGUAGUAGGAUGGAUGGAUCAAGGGAGCUGAUCAAGAUACAGGAACAAGAUUCUUCAAUGAAGAGGACUACAAUUGCCUUUGAGGUGUUGUCACUUCCUUGCAACUCACGGGCUUGUCACUUUCUCUCAUGAUCCCUACACAACUUGUAUGCAUCAGUCACGGGAGUGGGAGUGGAAACCUUGUCGUAUGCAACAGUCCUUGCAUACUCUUGUCGUAUAAUUUAAUUACGGGAGUGGGAGUGGAAAACUUUGUGUUGUCUUGUAUUGUCUUGUAUUGAAACUCACGGGUUUAUUUUAGUCUUGUCUUGUAUUGAAAUAUUGUAAUGUUAUUUUUUCAUAACUUUGUGUUCUCAAAUUCUAUAUAAAGAACGGACAACAUCUAUUAUCACC